UCUUCGAGAAAUAUGUUCUCCUAAUAACUCAGACGAAUUUUCUAGCGUAUUAAAAGACGCGUAUUAUACGACAUAUGAACUAAAUUAAGGCAAUAUUUAUCAGAAUUAAUGGAUAGAUUUUUCUCGCGGAUUUCGCCAGUGGAUAUCAAGCAAGUCCUGGUGAUGAGAUUAUAAAUUUGAAGCAUUCACAUAUUUGAGAUCGUUGCUUCAGAGCGCUGUUAUUGUGUUGAGACGAAAUCAGUCACGACUGAGACGCAGAAUAAAUACAACACAAAGUUUAACACCGUUUUCGUGUAGUAACGAACGUUUUCGAAUAAUUUUCUUUAUCCGUUGUCUCUCUUUCUUUUGUCUAUGAAAUAAAGAUUUAAUAAUUAAGAACCUAUCAUUCAAUCUUUCGUGCGUCAAGCCCUGAAAGAAUUAAGAAACGAAGAUCGAUUUACGAUUAUUUUGCUACAACAGAAACAUAGGAAAACUACGAGGAUCUAAUUAAAUCUAAACCUCCUUUUUUGGAACAUGUUUUUAUUCGCACAAAAAGGAUGAUUAAGUUCAAAAUUUCUGCCCCGGGCAGGAUUGCCUUAUGCGGAGAGUAUACCUCGAUAUAUGGAAAAGAGAUUGUGCUAGCCAGCAUAGAUCGUCGUACCACACUUGAAUUCAACGAAUUAAAUAAUGAUGCAAGAAAUAUUAUUAAUAUAAAGUUCCCUGAUGUCGGUUUAGGGUUGAACAUACCUUUAGCAUUGGUUCUAAAAUUCAUUUCUGGCAAUAAUUUCAUCCACGUCGUUGAGGACAAUGCCCAAUUGCUUAGAGAUGUGCAAUACUUUAUUACUUCAAACGGUUUGUGGAAAACAUACCCGCAGAGAUUUAGCUUACAAACAUUCUUUUUCCUGCUUUUGUACAUCGCUCAUCACGAAAAAAUCGUUAUAAAACCCUUUCGCGUACACUUGACCACGAAAUUACCAAUAGGCGCUGGUCUUGGCAGUUCGACAUCGUUCGCGGUAUGUCUCGCGGCAUGCUUUUUACAUUGGGCGCGUCUGCAGAAAGGUGUCCACAAUAAUAAAUUCAGUUCGUUUGAAUUAGCUCAGAUUUCGAAAUACGCUUCGUGCUGCAAAGAAGUUUUACAAAACUUUAUAAUCCAGAACGACUCUGACAUAUGCACGUAUGAAAUGAAGAUUCUGUUAAUCAACUCCAAAUUUCGUCAGAAUAAGAAUGAACAAAUCAAUCGAAUGGCGCAAAUGAAGAAUUAUUUUCCCUGGACUAUCAAUAUCAUUUUGAAUAAAAUCGAUCGAAUAUCAAAUAAGACUUGUCGUAUGCUUGUUGCAGUUAACAAUAAUUACAGAAAUAGAAAUUUUCUUCAAUUACAAAAAUCGUACACAGCAUUAGCCAUCUUCAUUCAAUUACAUCAACAGAUGCUGUGUCAUCUAGGUUUGUCACAUCCGAAAUUGAAUAUCAUUUGUAUGAUUGCGCAACAUUAUGGAUUCGCGGGAAAACUCACAGGUUCUGGUGGCUAUGCAUAUAUUUUACCGCCACCGGAUGUUACGAAUGCAAAAGAACGUAUCUUAGGUCUUAUCCAACACUUAAAGGCAGAAAAUUUCAUUGUCUCAGGGACCAUCAUGAGUUGCAAUGGAGUGAGGAUUGAAGAUUAAAAUAAUUUCUAUUUUAUAUAAUUAUCUAAGUAAUAACUAUAAAUGAGAACAACAUAUAUAGUACUGUUAGCGAUUUAAAUGCAGGAAU
This is a messenger RNA of Formica exsecta, 1728 nucleotides long. RefSeq names its product mevalonate kinase-like. NCBI's taxonomy places the organism in Eukaryota, Metazoa, Arthropoda, Insecta, Hymenoptera, Formicidae. The coding region runs from base 537 to 1640 and encodes 367 amino acids. Gene Ontology annotation, cellular component: cytoplasm. Gene Ontology annotation, molecular function: ATP binding; mevalonate kinase activity. Gene Ontology annotation, biological process: cholesterol biosynthetic process; isoprenoid biosynthetic process. The transcript is spliced from 5 exons. The record is from RefSeq and is a predicted model, not a curated record.